This is a messenger RNA of Phascolarctos cinereus (koala), 2526 nucleotides long. It is a transcript of the gene TNFSF12, whose product is annotated as TNF superfamily member 12. Gene Ontology annotation, biological process: extrinsic apoptotic signaling pathway; immune response. NCBI's taxonomy places the organism in Eukaryota, Metazoa, Chordata, Mammalia, Diprotodontia, Phascolarctidae. Gene Ontology annotation, cellular component: membrane. The record is from RefSeq and is a predicted model, not a curated record. Gene Ontology annotation, molecular function: receptor ligand activity; tumor necrosis factor receptor binding.
CCCCCAUUCCCUCCGGUCCUGAUGGGGGGGGGGCCCGCUGUGAAGCACAGCCCCCCCCACCCCCAUGGCCACCCGUAGGAGCCAGAGGCGGAAAGGGAGAAGGGGGGAGCUGGGCACCGCCCUGCUACCCACCCUGGUCCUGGCCCUGGGCCUCUCUCUUGCCUGUUUCGGCCUCCUGCUAGUGGUUAUCAGCUUGGGGACCCAGGCAUCCCCAUUCUCCCAGGACCCAGCCCAGCAAGAGAUGGUGGAGGAGAAGGAGGCUGAGGCAGUGAUGCAAAUGAUUUCCCAAAGCCAGAAUGUAGCUCCUACCCUGAAGAGAAGAGUACGCUUUCCCCGUGCUGUGAAGGGUCAUAAAGCUCGAACUCGAAAAGUGAAUGCAGCCCACUAUGAAGUUCGUGCAAAAGCAGGGCUGGAUGGAGCUCAGGCUGGUAUGGAUGGGACAGUGAGUGGCUGGGAGGAGGCCAAGAUCAACAGCACCAAUCCACUGAGUUAUGAUGCCAAGAAUGCAGAAUUUACAGUUACCAGGGCUGGCCUCUACUACCUGUACUGUCAGGUACACUUUGAUGAGGGGAAGGCCGUAUACCUGAAGCUGGACUUGCUUGUGGAUGGUUCCUUGGCUCUGCGCUGCCUGGAAGAGUUCUCAGCCACAGCAGCCAGCUCCCCAGGCCCCCAACUCAGGCUCUGCCAGGUGUCAGGGCUACUGCUCCUACGGCCAGGAGUCUCCCUGAAGAUCCGGACUCUCCCCUUGGCACACCUCAAGGCUGCCCCCUUCCUUACCUACUUUGGACUCUUCCAAACAGCUGCUAGCAGGGUCCUCAGGCUAGUCAUGUCUCCUGCUUUGCUAUCUCCCAGGCUCCCCCCUGGGCAAAUAGGGGGUCCAAGCCGGGACCCAGCACUCUCGGUUUCCCUUUGGUUGAGUUGGGGGACAGCCCUGGGGGUGGCAGCCUGUGCGGUGGCACUACUAACCCAGCAAGCAGAGCUCCAGACCCUGAGGGGAGAGGUGGCCCAGCUGAAAAGGAAUGGAGGGUCUCACCGGAAGGGAGAAAGGCAGCCCUUGCUGAUCCUCCACAAGCAGGGCACUGAUGAACUGAAAGAAGAGGAAACGUCUAGAAGAAAGAGAGAAGUCUUUACCCAAGAACAUCAGCACAAGAGAAAACGUUCAGUUCUUCACCUUAUUCCUAUUAACAGUACCUCCAGAGAGGAUUCUGAUGUGACAGAGAUAAUGUGGGAGCCAGCACUGAGGCAUGGUGGAGGUCUGGAACCACAAGGACAUGUUGUUGGAGUCCGGGAGACUGGAAUGUAUCUCCUGUACAGCCAGGUGCUGUUUCAUGAUGUAACCUUCACCAUGGGUCAGGUGGUGUAUCGGGAGGGUCAAGGAAGGGAGAUCCUAUCCCGAUGUGUCUGUAGCAUGCCCUCCAACCUCCACCAGGCCUAUAACAGCUGCUAUACUGCAGGUGUGUUCCAGCUAUACCAAGGUGACAUUUUGAGUCUCACAAUUCCUCGAGCAGGAGCCAAACUUGAUCUCACUCCCCAUGGCACUUUCCUGGGUUUGGUGAAACUCUGAGCAUAGAGAAAAGGAGUGAAGAUAUACAUACUCAAGACAGCCAAAGGGUAGACUAGGCAGAGGGCUAGUACUUUAGAACAGAGACUACUUCCUGAUUUUGAUGUAAUUCUCUUCCUGUUUUCCUUCUAUUCUUCCCUCUUUUCUCCCCACUCCUAUGGACAAACUUGGGGUGGAAGGAUAAAGGACCUGAUCUCUUUAUCACCUUCCGGACCUCAAUUCUUUUUGGCAUCCUACUCUCCAACCUAGCUUGUGCUACCGGAAUUCUUCCACACCAGUACCGCCUAGUGGCAAGUUAGGGACAUUACCCUCUUAGCUCACCUUAACUCUACAAUACUUCACUCCAAAAUAUUAAAUAUAUUCCCAGUUUCCCAUAGUCCAUAAUUCCUGACUUCAGAGUCCAUUUCUUACACAUUUUAUAACACCUCAUUUUUCACCUGGUGCACCAUUCUCAGAUUUGUACAUUCCAUAUUUCAUUUUCCUUUAUUGUAAAAGCAUUUAUUAAGCAGUUACACCCUUUGGACCUCAGUUUUCUCAUCUGUAAAAUGAAAGGACUGAAUUGCAUAACCUCAGAGAUCUAAAUCUGUGACCCUAAGAUCUAUGUGCAUAAGGUUAUAUACACUUGGCAACAUCAGAAAAUUACAGAAUUUAAAGCCAGAAGAUUUUACAAAUAAGGAAACUUGACUCCAAAGACACAGGUAUUAAGUAGCCUUCUCCCUUUAUCCUUCCAUACCAUAUUCCUUCCCUUGCAUACUUCAUUUACGUUCUUUUCUUGCUCUUCUGGCAUGAUGCUUCAUCCAUAUUGCUAACUAGACUUUACCUGACACUUGAAUACAACUAUGUGGACUUCACACCAUAUCUAAACCUUGCCUAGCCUCCACAGACAUUCCUUGAUGGGCUCUCCUUUUCUGUUUAUCCAUCACUCAGCCUAAAUAAGUAUCAAAUAAAAGUGAAUGUAGCAGUCA